This is a messenger RNA of Trichomycterus rosablanca, 1757 nucleotides long. Its product is annotated as speedy protein E3-like. Gene Ontology annotation, biological process: regulation of apoptotic process; protein deubiquitination. Bases 42 to 1757 code for a protein of 571 amino acids. The record is from RefSeq and is a predicted model, not a curated record. Lineage: Eukaryota; Metazoa; Chordata; Actinopteri; Siluriformes; Trichomycteridae. Gene Ontology annotation, molecular function: cysteine-type deubiquitinase activity. The transcript is spliced from 8 exons. Gene Ontology annotation, cellular component: cytosol; nucleus.
GUACCAGUGAAGCAACCAGUUCAGACACAUGAUCAGAGAAAAUGCCUGAAAAUCAGAAUGCAAAGCUGGAAUGGAGUGAGGAGCUUCCUGUGGGAGCCGGCUUGGAAAACAACCACAACACGUGCUACCUGAACUCAGUUCUACAGUGCCUGACCUACACGGCUCCCCUGGCUAGCUACAUGCUCAGUGGAGAGCAUUCCAGGACAUGUCACCAGAAUGGGUUGUGUAUGAUGUGCACCAUGGAGGCUCACAUCACCCAAGUCCUGAACAGCUCAGGAAAAGUCAUUGAACCGUUUGGGGUGCUCUGUCACCUGCACCGUUUGGGCCCUCAGUUUGCUCUCGGAUUUUCACAAGAUCCACAUGAGUUCCUGCUGGGUACUUUGAAGGCCAUGCAUGAGUCUAGCACGUCUGGUAGUGGGUGCAGGAAGAUCCAGCCUGGAAUCAAUUAUGUUUCAUUUGGUCAAAACUCAAAGGUGCUGGUUUUCAAACUGAAUCCAGGUAAUUGCAACAAGCAUGUGGACUAUCCUGAGAAGCUGGACAUGAAGCCGUUCAUGUGUCAGCGCAGCAGAAAGCCAGAAAAAUAUGAGCUUUAUGGUAUCGUGGCUCGUUCUGCUCAUGACUCUGGCCAACAACACUGUUAUAGCUACGUCAAAGCCUGUAAUGGACAGUGGUACGAAUUAAACGACACAUUGGUCACUGUCAAAGAUAAAAGUUCAGCGCUGAACCAGCUGAUAUACAUGCUGUUCUAUAUCAGCACCAGCAGCAAAUUUGAUAUCAAACAACAAAAGAACAGAAAACGCAAGAUGCAGCAUGAAGGUGACGAGAUUCCAGCCAAAAAAAUGAAACUGGAACAGCCAGACAGCAAACCAACAUCUUCAGCUCACUUUUCUGUCCUGGAGGGCAAGAAGCGCAAGCGACUGGAUGAGGGUGAUGAGAGUCCAGCUCCACCCCAGCCCUCUGUCCAGGAAAGCCAAAGGCAACGACGAUUGGAUGAGGGUGAUGAGAAUCCAGCUAAGAGGAUGAAGCUGGAAAGGACAAAGAGCGACCCAACAUCUCCACCCCAGCUCUCUGUUCAAGAAAGCAAAGAGCAAAGGCAACUAGAUGAGGGUAAUGAGAAUCCAUCUGAAGGAAUAAAGCUGGAAAGGACAGAGAGGAACCAAACAUCUACACCCCAGCUCUCUGUCCUGGACUGCAAGAAGCACAAGCGACUAGAUGAAGGUGAUGAGAAUCCAGCUAAGAGGAUGAAGCUGGAAAAUCCACAGAGGAACCAAACAUCUCCACCCCAGCUCUCUGUCCAGGAGGGCAAGAAGCACAAGCGACUAGAUGAAGGUGAUGAGAAUCCAGCUAAGAGGAUGAAGCUGGAAAAUCCACAGAGGAACCAAACAUCUCCACCCCAGCUCUCUGUCCAGGAGGGCAAGAAGCGCAAGAGACUAGAUGAAGGUGAUGAGAAUCCAGCUAAGAGGAUGAAGCUGGAAAAUCCACAGAGGAACCAAACAUCUCCACCCCAGCUCUCUGUCCAGGAGGGCAAGAAGCGCAAGCGACUAGAUGAAGGUGAUGAGAAUCCAGCUAAGAGGAUGAAGCUGGAAAGGACAGAGAGGAACCAAACAUCUCCACCCCAGCUCUCUGUCCAGGAGGGCAAGAAGCGCAAGCAACUAGAUGAGGAUGAUGAGAAUCCAGUUAAGAGGAUGAAGCUGGAAAGGACAGAGAGGAACCAAACAUCUCCACCCCAGCUCUCUGUCCAGGAAAGCAAAAGGUGA